CUGUAAAAACCUCAUUUGCGUUCGACAAUCUGAGCUGUCAAGGUCUUAUUGUCAUUUCUGAGAAGAAGCGUUUAAUUACUCGACAUUCAGUGGAUACCUUCUGGAUAUUUUGUAUUCAACGGAUACCGUCUGGAUUACUCGAUAUUUAACGGAUACCUUUUUGGAUUAACGCAAUCUAUCAAAGUCUCUCUGCUCGAAGUUGAGCUUUUAAACUUUGAUUUUGACAACUAUUCUCAUUCCAACUUUGAAAUAGUCACUGUGUUGCCAUGGACAGACGUUUCAGUGAAAAUAACCUGCCAUUGCAAAUGCAGUUUGUUGCUGUCGCUAACGGCCCAGACAUGCCGGCAGUAGUACAGCUGAGGACCCAUGAGGAGCCCCCUCACCCAGGACUCAGAGAGUCCCUGUACUCAGCCAUCAAUGAGAUUAAGUCUCUGAGAGAUCAGAACAAAUCUCUGAUGACUGAGAAUAGUGAACUCAAGAAAGAGCUGACCAGCAAGGAGAAAGCUCUAGAAAGGGCCAAAACCGCCAACAGUGUGCUCAGUUACGCAUCAGAGGAGUGGAGAACGAGAUGUGAGGUCCUGGAGAAGGGCCUCGCCGCCAACACGUUCCAGCUGCAGGAGCUCAACAUCAAACUGCAAGAGCAGAAGCAGGUGUUGAAUGGCAGGCAGGUGGAGGUGAGCCGUCUCCAAGAGGAAGUUCGGGAAAAAACUUUCCUCCUCAACAUGGAAAUACAAAAACAUCAGGCUACAACCAAAGCCCACGUAGAGACCCUGCAGAAGCUGUCUCGCAAAGAAACCCAGCUCAACAGGAUCGAAGGACAGUGGAAGAGCCGGUGUGACGCUCUGGAAGAGAGCCAUGUCUCCAAAUCCACCCAGCUGCAGGAGCUCAACGCCAAACUACAAGAGCAGGAGCAGGUGUUGACCAACAGGCAGGUGGAGGUGAGCCGCCUCAAAGAAAAACUGAACCACAAUGAACACGUCCUCAUGACGGCCGUCCUGAAAAGGAGGCUCAACACGAAAGACCGUAUGGACACCCAGGACCAGUCGGCUCAGACAGAGCAAGAGCUCAAGAGGAGCUGGUGUGAUGCUCCGGAAGAGAAGCAUGUCUCCAACUCCACCCAGCUGCAGGAGCUCAACAUCAAACUACAAGAGCAGGAGCAGGUGUUGACCAACAGGCAGGUGGAGGUGAGCCGUCUCCAAGAGGAGCUUCAGGAAAAAACUGGCCUCCUCGACAGGGAAAUAGAAAAACGUCGGUUGAGAACCAAAGCCCACGUAGAGACCCUGCACCAGCUUUCUCUCAAAGAAACUGAACUCAAGAGGAUUGAAGAACAGUGGAAGAGCCGAUGUGACCGUCUGGUAGACAUCCAUGUCUCCAAAUCCACCCUGCUGCAGGAGCUCAACGCCAAACUGCAAGAGCAGGAGAAGGUGUUGACCAACAGGCAGGUGGAGGUGAGCCGUCUCCAAGAGGAACUUCAGGAAAAAACUGGCCUCCUCGACAGGGAAAUAGAAAAACGUCGGUUGAGAACCAAAGCCCACGUAGAGACCCUGCACCAGCUUUCUCUCAAAGAAACUGAGCUCAACAGAAUUGAAGGACUGCAGAAGAGCCGGUGUGACCGUCUGGAAGAGAACCAUGUCACCAACUCCACCCACCUGCAGGAAGUCACUAAACUUGCAGACCAGGAGGAGGAGAAAAAGAAAGAGGAGGAGAUGAUUGAGAAGAAAAGGGAGGAAGAGAGCACAAAGAUGGAUACUGAUGUGGAGGAGAUUAAUGUGGAGGGUAAAAGUGGAGCGAGAGAAAGGAAACAUACAAAGAGUCAUCACAAAAGGAGAGCGAGAAGAAGGAAUCACUGAAAUGUUCAGUAGCAAGGAGGAAUGGUUGGACUCCCCCCAAAACUCCAACCUGCCUCCUACUUUACCCUCUCCUGGCUCAGUCUUCCCUACUCUGUACCCACAACCCUGCUACCCUAAACCCUCCGCACCAGCCUCGCCCCACCCGCUACCGUCUCCACCCACAUUUAUUUAUUUAUUUAUCUAUUUAUUUAUUUAUU
Messenger RNA from Acanthopagrus latus (yellowfin seabream), 2047 nucleotides. Its product is annotated as golgin subfamily A member 6-like protein 22. Lineage: Eukaryota; Metazoa; Chordata; Actinopteri; Spariformes; Sparidae. The record is from RefSeq and is a predicted model, not a curated record. The transcript has 7 exons. Bases 267 to 1850 code for a protein of 527 amino acids.